ACGUUUUGUUUGUAGUGUGUAGUGUCAAAAAAAAACAAAACUACUGUUAAAAAAUUCUAAUAUAUCUAAUCUUAUCUUAUCCUUUUUUAAAAGUCUAUAAAAUAUAAAUUGUGGUCGCUUUAAAUUUGAGUUACAGCGUAAGCCGUGAACCCCCCAAAAUCGCAAGUCCGAAGUGACUCUUGGCGUAAUUUUUAACAAACCAACAAACUUGGUAAACAAAAAACCACACCACACAAAAAAUGUUACUAAGAAAAUAUCAAAUCAACAAUACAUUGAGAUUCUAUGCAACAUUAAGUGCAUUACAAUUACUUUGUUUUAAUAAAAAUCCAGACGAUGGCGACGGUUGGAACUCUGAACGCAACAGAACUAACUUACUUCAGGAAUCUGAAAAUGUUUUCGUUGACUUGUUCCCAGAGCAAUCAAUAUUCAAUCAAGAUGAUAUGAAUUUAAGAAAAAUUUUAGAAGAAUCAACCUUUCAAUCAUGGCAAAGUCAUAUCGCCCGAAAAUCUUUAGUUGAAGAUUUAAUUCGAUUCGAUCGUAGUAAUGACGAGAAUGAUCGCAAAAUAACAUUAUAUCCGCUCGAUAUUCAAAAUAAAACUGAAGAAGCAUCGAAUAAUUCACAAAAUAGCAGCAACAGUGUUAGUUUGAGUUUGAGCUCAUAUGAUAGCGAUAGGAGACCAUUUAGUUUGUUGUUUCAAUUGCCAAAUGAUACCCGAAAUUUUGAUAGUAUGGCCGUAUAUGAUGGAUUCAGUAGUUCAGCAGAUGAACGAAAACCUUCAACUAGUUUCAAUGAUUUUCCCACACAGGAUGUGUUUUUGGAUAAUAGUUUUUAUGAUUUACAUUUGAAUACAAUUUCUUCUUCUUCAUCGUCAUCAUUACCAUCAUCCUCUUUACCCUCAUCAUCAUUAUCUUCAUCAUCGCAUCGUAAAAGCAAGAAAAAUCCAUUGAAAAAAGACGCAGUUUUGCCUAAUAUAAAUCGAAUCAGAAGACAGGACAUUGAUUUCUUCAACAGAUUUACCAGAGAAGAAAACGAAACAACAGCAGGAGCAGCAGCAAGAACAAUGAGAGAACACGAAACCUUAGCGAUGAUGACUAAUGCGAUUUAUAAACAAGAUGUUGACCUGGGCUAUACAUUCUCCAAUUACAAUCCAUCUUUUACUAUGUCUUCGAUGUCGAAGCCAAUUGAUGAAGCUGAAAAAGUUGAAGUCAUUCAAAACUUGAAUGACACUAAAAUCCCAGAUAACAACGAACAUGGCAUCGAUAUUGGCUAUUUGUUGUCUUUAUCAUCAAAUGUAACUGGUGGCAGUAACGAGAAUUCCAAUGUUACUUCGCAUCAAAAACUUUUGAAAAUCGACGAAGAUAGAAAAUUGGCAGAGAUCUUGUAUGAACAAGACAUAGAUCUUGGUUAUAUUUUGUCACCAACUGGCUCUAAAGAGUCAUCUUCUUCGAAAGCAAGUGACAAACCAGCAGAAAAGAUAAGCAGCGAUAAAGAAGAUUCAAAUGAUGUUAGCGAUUUGUGGGCUGGAAUUCCAUUUAAAAUUGAUAACGAAACUGGAGAAUAUAUUCGUCUUCCUUUUGAGGAUAUAUUUAAGGAUUUCAUUCCGAUCGAUGAGAAUGAUCAAAAAGAUGAUUUGCCAAAGGUCAAGGAACCUCAAAGUCCACUUGAUCUUGAUGCUACUAUUCAGGAUAUUGCAAAUCUAUUAACACCACCUAAUGAUUUCUAUCCUGUACCACAGGCAGAGGCUACACCUUAUGUGCAUGAUAAUUCGUAUCCACAAAGGCAUAAUACGAAUAUGUGUUAUGAAAAUCAAGAAAAUCAAGUUUAUGGAUACAACAACAACCAUCAAAGAGUUGACAACUUUUAUCAAAAUAAUUUGCUACCAUCAGGAGUACAGAAUCCAAACACUUUAUAUGCUCCAAAUGGUGGCACCCACGAAGACAUCCAUACUGAUGCAUACUUGGAUUCGAUUUUAAAUUCAGAAUGCUUUAAAAUGAUGGAUGCAAACAAUAAUCAAAGCUCGACGGCUCAGCAGCAUGGUAAUCCGAUGGAUUGUUCUGGUUCAAACGGAGCUAAAAGCUCAGACAAGCCUCCAAAUGCAUCGAGUUCUUCUGGUGGUGGCGGUGGAAAUGCAGUGAAUUUCUUAGAUUUAUCUUGCGGCAGUGCUGGAAGUUCGUUGGGUUCAUUAGGUUCUGAGAGCCUCCCAUCGUCAUCAGAUGGCGAAUGGGGUGAGGGAAGUGAUCCAGGCAAUGAUUAUCGUAGAUCAAAUUUCUAUGGACCCUAUGAUUAUAGCUCCAACAAUAGUAGUAAUUUCACUAUUCGACAAAUGCCUGUUGCACAAAAGAAGUACCACAUGUUUGGUAAGAGAUAUCUACAAGAAGAGAUUUCAAACAAUACUUUAACUGAUUCCAGAGCUCGGACUUUACAAACUGAAAGCCCAAUAAGUGACCUUGAUGAGAAAGAAAAUUCAACUUAUGAUGAUUUUGAAGAGGAAAUGAAAGUUCAUGCCAACCUCAAAAACAUAAGCAAACUUAUUAAGACGGAACGUGAUAAGUUCCAAAGAUCCGAUCAAAAUUUGGUCCGUCAUAAUCACACUUAUGCCUUAUCACAUAGUCCUGAUUCGAAUCAAUCUAACGACCGAGAUGGCUCUGAAUAUGAUGAUGGUCCAUCUGAGCAGGGACACUUGACCAGAGAUGAAAAGCGUGCACGCAAUUUGAAUGUUCCCAUUCCAGUUUACGAUAUCAUUAAUCUACCAAUGGAUGAAUUUAAUGAACGAGUGUCAAAGUAUGAGCUAAAUGAAAAUCAACUCUCUUUAAUUCGCGAUAUCAGACGUCGUGGAAAGAAUAAGGUUGCUGCACAAAAUUGUCGCAAACGUAAGCUUGAUACAAUUCUAUCGCUUGAGAGUGAAGUCGAAGAAGUGCGACGUCGCAAGGAGAAGCUGCAUAACGAGAAAGAAUAUGUUGCAAUGGAAAAGAAGAGGAUUGCCAGUAAAUUUGCAACUCUACACAAGCACAUCUUUCAUUAUUUAAAAGAUGACGAAGGUAUGCCUUGUUCGCCAUCAAAAUUCAGUUUGCAACAAUCAGCAGAUGGUUCAAUGUAUCUUCUGCCAAGAGAUAAUUCCAAGCAGGAUCCAAAUUGUUAUAGUAUGUCAUUGCUGAUGAGUGAGGCGAGUACUAGUAGUGUUUGCAGAGAGCGCAGUCGAAUGAAGGAGUCGUCUUUUGGACGAACGGGUGCCGAUGAAUCACAUUCAAUAACUGAACUGUAGAUGAAGAAAGGAGUGGAAAAUUCGAAAGAUGAAUUACUAAUUUGUUGCUUUAAAUUUAAAAUUUAAUUUUUAAGUUUUUUUUUGUUUAUGUUUUGUUUUUUUUUUUUUUAUUUUUUUUUUUUUAUUUU
This is a messenger RNA of Episyrphus balteatus (marmalade hoverfly), 3391 nucleotides long. RefSeq names its product segmentation protein cap'n'collar-like. The transcript has 2 exons. The record is from RefSeq and is a predicted model, not a curated record. Gene Ontology annotation, biological process: regulation of transcription by RNA polymerase II. The coding region runs from base 240 to 3263 and encodes 1007 amino acids. Gene Ontology annotation, cellular component: nucleus. Gene Ontology annotation, molecular function: RNA polymerase II cis-regulatory region sequence-specific DNA binding; DNA-binding transcription factor activity, RNA polymerase II-specific. NCBI's taxonomy places the organism in Eukaryota, Metazoa, Arthropoda, Insecta, Diptera, Syrphidae.